This is a messenger RNA of Lampris incognitus (smalleye Pacific opah), 2900 nucleotides long. RefSeq names its product cAMP responsive element binding protein 3-like 3 like (gene creb3l3l). Lineage: Eukaryota; Metazoa; Chordata; Actinopteri; Lampriformes; Lampridae. The record is from RefSeq and is a predicted model, not a curated record. The transcript is spliced from 10 exons. Gene Ontology annotation, biological process: regulation of transcription by RNA polymerase II. The coding region runs from base 124 to 1614 and encodes 496 amino acids. Gene Ontology annotation, molecular function: RNA polymerase II cis-regulatory region sequence-specific DNA binding; DNA-binding transcription factor activity, RNA polymerase II-specific. Gene Ontology annotation, cellular component: nucleus.
AAGCGGUUUGACGGCAGACGGCAGCAGCGGAUCCCCAAACACACGGGCAACAACACAGUCGCCGCAGGACACUCACACACACUCGGAUGGUAUUUUGUCUGCUACCCAAAAAAAAUAAAAAAGAUGUCAGUGACUGAGGAACUACCAGACAUGGAUGGAGCAGACCUUUUAGGGCUGCUAUUCCAAGAUGGAGAAGAUGGAACUGCUGAGCCUUUCUUCUCUGUUGGGAGAGGCCUCAUUGAAGACUGGCUUUCUGAAGAAGAUAUGCUGACGGGCUUGGACACAGAGGACUUUCUGUCCAGUCUGCUGGAGGGAGAAGGCAACAUUUCUGUUAUCUGCCCCUCCCACUCUCCUCUUGGCAGUGACAGCGGCAUAUCUGAUGACAGCAGUAGUAGUGGUGGGGUUAGAAACAACAACAUUCUGGUAUGCCCAAGCCCCCAGGGCAGUGAUACAGAUGUUGUUCCGAGUCCCAGGUACUCUCAGCCCAGUCCGGUGUACUCAAACCCUGCCCUAGUGUCAGGAGAGCUCCCAACAGAGUGCCCAGAGGCCAUGGCGGUUCAUGCCGACCACAGCUACUCUCUACUCCAGGGUGGCGGGACAGACCUGGAUGCCUUACAGAGCGUAAGGGCAGAGAAGCCAGAUAUGGAUGUCUUCAUUGAUUUGGAUGACCUGGAGGGUGAUGAAAUUGAACAGGACCUGGCCGAUGAGCUGCCCUGCACUCUGUCUAUAGAGGCUUUAACACAGGACUCAACAACGUACAAAACAGAAUUCCAGUUUAAGGAGAUUGUGCUUACUGAGGAGGAGAAGCGACUUUUGGCAAAAGAGGGGACGAGUAUUCCCACUCACAUGCCUCUGACAAAGACAGAGGAGAGGACUCUGAAGAGGGUAAGGAGGAAGAUCCGCAACAAGCAGUCUGCUCAGGAAAGCCGAAAGAAGAAGAAGGUUUAUGUUGACGGACUGGAAAACAGAGUUGCCAUCUGUACGGCACACAACCUGGAACUCCAGAAGAAAGUCCACCUGCUUCAAAAACAAAACAUAUCCUUGAUAGAGCAACUGAGAAAGCUGCAGGCUGUGAUAAAACUGUCCACCGUGAAGAGUGGCACAGCUAGCACUUGUAUUAUGGUGUUCCUGCUCUCUUUCUGCCUUAUUAUCUUCCCUUCAGUCAAUCCAUUUGGCAGCAGGACAGAAGAGAAAGAGCUCUACCCACCCUCCUCUGUCGUGUCCAGGAGCUUACGCUCUGUCCAACUGGAGCGCACAGAUGCCAUACCCUACAUUGAUUCUGAAGAGGAAGAGCUCAUUCUUGUGCCCGCAGCAGAAGUGGAGAACCUCAAAGCCAUAUUCUCCGGUGGUCAGAUGAACCACACCCCAGACUACGAGCGGGUGGAGCAGCCUGACUCUGAAACGGGUGUCAACAGCAACUCCUCAGCAGACUUUCCCAGUCCUGUUCAGGCUGCGGAAAUGAAGCCUGGGUCAGCUGGUGGAGCAGUGGGCUUGCAGGAAGGAUCAGUUGAUGCUGGAGUGACGUCUGCUGUGGUCCCAGGAUCCAAGGAAAAUUGGAUUGACCGGAAACCCACUUCUGUCAUAUUGCAACAGCAUCGUUCAGAUGAAAUGUAAGGGAAGCGGUUGAAUCCAACCAGCAGAGGGAGCCGGAUUCCCAUUUUUUUCAGGGGCCAGAGACUAUUUUACAUUUUUAAAAGGAGAAAAUGUCACGAAUAAUAAUGAAUCUCUGUCUCUACUUUUUCUCUGUUGCAUUCUUCUGAUGUACUACUGUUCCUUGUUGAGCACUUUCUUCAGAUUUCCUUGUGAUCAAAAAGAACUCGUGAAAUUUCUCUUAACGUUGCCACCUACUCUAUAGGGAGUACAGCAAUGUAGACAGUUUACCAAACGGUAUGUUUCCGUAUGCAGUCACGACAAGCUACACAGGUCCUGGUAUUUUUCUGCAGACUAUAAAAACUGAUGCUCCGUUACCGUGUAAAGUUUCAGCAUCGCCAUAAUCACUUGAGUCCACUACUUUACGAGAAGUUUGGUCAAAACCCCAAUCCCCCUGCUGACUGCUGACUGUACUUGGACCUGUCACUGUUGCAGGUUCCCAACAGAUCCUGAUCACAGUGUACCCUACUGAUAAAUGAGCUUACUUGCCAAUCGUGAUAAAUUUGGGGGCGGGGGUUAUAGUUUGCACAUUCAGCCAGCAUAAUCUAUGGUGUAGUAUAUAAUAUAAGCUGCUUGAUUCUCAUGAUGCUUGAUCAAAGUGACAAUUUGAUCACAUUGCUUUAGCCAUUGCAGGACAUUUGGCCGUUUAGAUGACUUGUGAAGUGUCUUAGUUCUUCCCUUGCUUCUUUUUCAUCUUGAAAUAUUUUGUUUUUAAAUUGUACAGUAAUGCAAGCAAAGAAGAAAAUUAAGUCGGAACAAUAUGAACUGAUCAAGUUUUACAUUAGCUUAGCUGUCAUCACUUGACCCUAGUGAUUCAUCAUCUGCUCUUCCACGUUUUUCAUGAGCAGUUCCUCCCCUUCCAAAACAUGUGUCUGAGAUACCUCUUGACACCUUCUGUAUGGACAGAAUGAGGGCUUUAAUAUAUUUGCCCUGUAAACUUUGUGCAGUAAAACAAAUAUUACUCUCAAAAAUGUAAUGACCUGUUUUUCCAGUGAGGCAUUUUUGUUAUUUUUGUGUAUUUCUCAAGUUAUUAUCAGUGAAUGCAAUCUAUUAAGUAUUGUAACUGUUUUUUUGUUAUGAUUGGCUGUCAAUAAGAUUUUAAAUGUUCAUCGUGUUAAAAGGUGCACUGAUAUCUGACAUAGUCCAAGAAUGGAAUGUAAAUAAAAUGAUUGUAGCUACGUAUAUUUGAACCCUUGUAUGUAUACAACAUCUCAAAACAGCAUAAUAAAAAUCUUUUUUUAUGUAUUGAA